Molecule: messenger RNA, 1216 nt
Organism: Dufourea novaeangliae
Lineage: Eukaryota; Metazoa; Arthropoda; Insecta; Hymenoptera; Halictidae
Product: paired box protein Pax-1-like
Exons: 3
Coding region: 65-1216 (383 amino acids)
Biological process (GO): regulation of transcription by RNA polymerase II; anatomical structure development
Molecular function (GO): RNA polymerase II cis-regulatory region sequence-specific DNA binding; DNA-binding transcription factor activity, RNA polymerase II-specific
Source: RefSeq, a predicted model, not a curated record
GAUUCCCGGAAUCACGGAGGAACCGCGUUGCAUGUAGCCGUCGGCUGCAAGCUUGCUCUUCCCGAUGGAUCCCAUAGUGCUAGAGAGCAACGCGUCCGACUUGGGUGGCGAUCACCAGCAACAGCAGCAGCAACAACAACAAUCUCAGCAUCAGCAACAACAGCAGUACGGCGAAGUGAAUCAAUUGGGUGGUGUAUUCGUGAACGGUCGGCCCCUGCCCAACGCGGUCAGGUUGCGAAUAGUAGAGCUUGCACAGCUGGGCAUCAGGCCGUGCGACAUCUCGCGGCAGCUGCGGGUCAGUCAUGGUUGUGUCAGCAAGAUCUUGGCCCGUUACCACGAGACAGGCAGCAUACUGCCGGGCGCGAUCGGCGGCAGCAAGCCCCGGGUUACCACCCCCAAAGUGGUCCAGUACAUCAAACAGCUGAAGCUCAAGGACCCAGGGAUCUUCGCCUGGGAGAUCAGGGACAGACUGCUGUCCGACGGGGUCUGCGACAAGUACAACGUGCCUUCGGUGAGCAGCAUCUCCAGGAUACUGAGGAACAAGGUCGGCGUCGCGACCGCGUUACACCAUCAUCCCCAUCAUCCGGCGCAUCACCACCAUCAUCAUCAUUUGUACGCGGCCGCAGCUGCCGCGGGUGCCGCGCUUUGCCCUGUCCCUUAUCCGCCGACGCCUUAUCACGCGACGCCGCCGCCUGUAACGCAUCACCAUCACCAUCAUCACCAUCAAGCUGGACCGACGACACCGAACAAGCUGUCGCCCGCCACGUCACCGCCCUCGAUCCAUGCUGCUCACCAGACGACGACCGCCGGCAGUCUUCAGUGGCCCAGCCCCCACACCGUUCACGACAUCCUCGCCACUGGCUGCAAUCUGACCAGCUCGCCGUCGUCCUCGUCGCCGACGUCGCCGAUCUGCGCGACAAUCAACAACAAUCACCAUCACCACGGCCAUCAUCAUCAUCAUAAUCACCAGAGCAACGAGAACGCCGCUGGUAACGACAACAACAACAGCGAGGAGGGAUACCAUCAUCCUCAUCCGCAUCACCAUCACCAUCAUCAUCAGCAGUAUUACGCAUCCGCGCUCUACCAUCACCACCAUCACCAUCAUCACGCGGACACCAUGACGCCCGUGGUGACUGCCCCGUCGGUUCUCACUGUUCAAUCGAUCAUGAUGCAGUCCUCCGUGGUGAACAGUCAACCCGCCAGUCCAUGCAACUGA